AUGGAGCAUACUUCUAUGGUAGAUGCAGCGGCAUCGCCAAUCUCAAGAUUACAAGAACCCUCUUCGCAACCCUACGACCUCAUCUGUGUAGGCUUUGGAAUCAACAGUCUCGCACUCGCCGCAGCAAUCCAGGAGAAUCACUCAUCCUCAAAUGUUCUAUUUCUCGAGCAAAAGUACGAGUUUUCUGCCAAAGAUGUGAUGAAUUCCUCGUCCAAACACAUGGAAACCUCAUUCAUGCAUGAUCUGGCUACAAUGAGGAACCCAACAUCCGAUUUUACAUACUUGAACUAUCUUCAAACACAUGGAAAUUUUGACAAAUUCCUUGAACUUUCGGAUGAAGGAUCACCAGCACCAUUACGAAGCGAUUUCUGCGAAUACCUUUCUUGGGCGGCUGGGCGAUGUGAUGAUACUGUGGAAUUCGGACAGCAAGUGGUUGAGGUGUCUCCUAUCUCAUCGAAUCGCUGGGCGGUAGCAUCAAGAGAUACGAAAUCAGGUCAGAUUCGCGUACUAGCUGCGAAGAAGGUUGUUUUUGGAGAUGGGAAGAAAGCAAGGAUUGCACAGAUAUCUGACGCGGAUGAAAACUCGGGGCAGAACGAAGGAGUUCAGAUGCUCCAAGUCAGCGAUGCAGUGAGGGAAAUUUAUACUGAAGACAAGGUAGAGUCACCCGAUAUGCGAUUCACGACUCUCUGUACGAACACCGUCGAGAUACAUAAUAAGGUCUUCUUGGAAGCCGAGCCUCUUUUCAUCCGGGCUUUGCUGUAA
This is a messenger RNA of Glarea lozoyensis ATCC 20868, 762 nucleotides long. RefSeq names its product FAD/NAD(P)-binding protein. The transcript is spliced from 3 exons. NCBI's taxonomy places the organism in Eukaryota, Fungi, Ascomycota, Leotiomycetes, Helotiales, Helotiaceae. The record is from RefSeq and is a predicted model, not a curated record. The coding region runs from base 1 to 762 and encodes 253 amino acids. Gene Ontology annotation, biological process: intracellular iron ion homeostasis.